Messenger RNA from Stylophora pistillata, 1725 nucleotides. Its product is annotated as BTB/POZ domain-containing protein 6-B. Lineage: Eukaryota; Metazoa; Cnidaria; Anthozoa; Scleractinia; Pocilloporidae. The record is from RefSeq and is a predicted model, not a curated record. Gene Ontology annotation, molecular function: protein binding.
AUGGGUGACAUUAGAACAGAGGCGUUUCCGACUAAAAAGCUGGACUCGCGACAAGAUUCAGAACUGGAUCGUCCGGUUAUUGAGUCUCGAUUGGAUUCCAGAAUGGACUACUACGCCAGCAAGUUGGCUCUACGCGCGAGCCUGCGCUACACUGGAGAGGAUGACCAGUGGCAGACCAGUCGCAGUUCUCUUCGUGAAAGAAAUGAAUACAUGUUCAACCGCGAGUUGUUUAGUGAUGUGCGUUUCCUGGUUGGCAGGACAGAGAAAACAUCCAUUCCUGCCCAUCGGUAUAUACUGGCCAUUAGUAGUCCAGUGUUUUCUUCUCUUUUUUACGCGUUUGGGGCACUUCAGACUGAAGUAACUUCGCGAGAGCAGGUAGAAAUAUCAGAGUGUGAACCGGAAUCGUUUCUGGAGAUGCUCAGGUAUAUGUACUACGACGAAGUGCAGCUGACCAUAGAUAACGCACCAGAAGUCUUGUUCUUAGCCCGGAAGUACCUUAUUCCAAGCUUGGCGGAGAUCUGCACUGAAUUCAUCGCAAGUAACUUAACUGUAGCGAAUGCUCUUCCCGUAUUGGACCAUUGUUGUCUGCUUGGAGUCAGCAAAGGCCUGGAGAAGCAAUGUUGGACUAUCAUCGACCAACAUGCUUCGGAAGUAGCUCAGGACCACCAAUUCGUAAAUAUCGACCACGGCACACUUACAGCUCUCUUGAAACGCGACACCUUAGUUGCCAAGGAAACAGUACUUUUCCAAGCAGCUGUGAAGUGGGCGGGGCGAGAAUGCCAGCGCUUGUCACUUCCGGUGACAGUUGAGAAUAAACGCGAGGUUCUGGGGGAUGCGUUCUAUUCCAUUCGUUUCCCAUUAAUGAACAUGAAAGAAUUCACUGAGAAUGUGGCUCAGUCAUCUUAUCUGAGCCACGAAGAAGUUGCAAAUAUGUACGUCGGUUUCAACUCCAAUUUCCAGUCAUGUAAAGUGAGAUUUCCAACAGAGCCUCGUGGUGGUUUUACCCGCGCUGAGCAUCGUCAAGAGCCAGUCUUUCGCUGCACGCGUUUCGAAUCAACAGCGGUGCGCCCAAAGUGGACGGCAGUCACGCCGCAGCAAUCCACCGUGAAAUUCAAGGUUAACCAGCCGAUCAGCUUAACAGGCGUAGCCCUGUAUACGCCUGUCAUGCAAUCAGCCUCGUCGCGUUUUAAAAUUGAGCUGCGUGACUGCAACGAUUCUAUGCUAACGUCACAUCAAGCAGAUCUUGAUAACCGGGACGAUGAUAGUGACACGCAAGACGUCAUAUUUUCAGAAGGGAUAAAAUUACAAAAUGAUGUGAUCUAUUCAAUCACUGUUACGUCAGAAGAAGUCUUGGAGCGCUUUGGAGAGGGGCAGAGGAGUGAUAUCCGCUGUGAAGGCGUCGAUUUUGAGUUCUUUGAGGAAUCAGGGGAUGAAGAAGUGACAGGACAAAUACCAGAACUUUUGUUUCAGCCUUUCAAAGAGGCACCAUUAUCAAAGGCUUUUGCUGAAGACUAUUAGAAAUUUGCUGACCUAAUGCCGGACUACUAAACUGGAAUUUAUGUUGUCAAGUAGGGUAUUUACUUUAAAACUCUUUAACAGGGUUUGCUUCGACUUGGUGAAAACUUAAAAUAAGCAACGAGCCAAAGAAUUUGUAAAGAAUACAACACGUUUGCUGGGCGAUCAAUUGCGGGUUAGAGAACGGCGUAAUCUCUUUGGGAAUUGAAC